AGCGCAGUAGUCCAGACCCAUGGGCACCGGCACAGAAGAUAAACUUUCUGCUCUGGUGUAGAGAGUAUGCUCUGUAUUAUUAUUUUCAUUUUCCUGAGUUAUGUAAACCAGUGGCUUUUGCCAAGAACUGUCUGUCCUGCAACUCUAAGCUGGUUCUCUCUCAUUGGCCAAUUUAGUUUCAUUUUUAUUGGGAGGAGUAACUUUCAAGUUGCAGCACAGCAGUUACUGCUGGUGUCUCUGAGGAGCAAGGUGCCUGGAGUUCAGGGCCUCCACCAGUGACGAUGACAGUAGUGGACGAGUUGGUUUUCUUUGUGAAUGGCAAAAAGGACCUCUUGAGACACUGCGGGAAGGUGGACAAGCAAUGUCAAGAGGAGUAAUGUGAAAGCAAUGCUGUAAAAACAGAGCUAAGCAAGGUGGUUGAGAAAAAUGCAGAUCCAGAAACAACGCUUUUGGCCUACCUGAGAAGAAAAUUGGGGCUGAGUGGCACCAAGCUUGGCUGUGGAGAAGGAGGGUGCGGCGCUUGCACAGUGAUGAUCUCCAAGUAUGAUAAUCUCCAGAACAAGGUCAUCCACUACUCUGUCAAUGCCUGCCUGGCCCCCAUCUGUUCCUUGCAUCAUGUGGCCGUGACGACUGUGGAAGGAAUAGGAAGCACGAAGACAAGGCUGCAUCCUGUGCAGGAGAGAAUUGCCAAAAGCCAUGGCUCCCAGUGUGGGUUCUGCACCCCUGGCAUCGUCAUGAGCAUGUACACCCUGCUCCGGAACCAGCCUGAGCCCACCAUUGAGGAGAUUGAGGAUGCCUUCCAAGGAAAUUUGUGCCGCUGCACAGGCUACAGACCCAUUCUCCAGGGCUUCCGGACCUUCAGCCAGAAUGGUGGGUGCUGUGGAGGAAAUGGGGACAACCCAAAUUGCUGCAUGAACCAGAAGAAAGACCGAACAAUCACUCUGUCACCACCUUUAUUCAAGCCAGAAGAGUUCACACCCCUGGAUCCCACCCAGGAGCCCAUCUUUCCCCCAGAGUUGCUGAGGCUGAAAGACACUCCUCGGAAGCAGCUGCGAUUUCAAGGGGAGCGUGUGACCUGGAUCCAGGCCUCAACCCUGCAGGAGCUGCUGGACCUCAAAGCGCGGUAUCCUGAUGCCAAGCUGGUGGUGGGGAACACGGAGAUUGGCAUUGAGAUGAAGUUUAAGAAUAUGCUGUAUCCUAUGAUCAUCUGCCCAGCCUGGAUCCCUGAGCUGACUUCAGUGGAACAUGGGCCUGAGGGUAUCACCUUCGGAGCUGCUUGUUCCCUGAGCUGCAUGGAAAAGGUCCUGGGUGAUGCAAUAGCCGAACUUCCUGCCCAAAAAACAGAGGUGUUCAAAGGGGUCCUGGAACAGCUUCGCUGGUUUGCUGGGAAGCAGAUCAAGUAUGUGGCGUCCAUUGGAGGGAACAUCAUCACUGCCAGCCCCAUCUCUGACCUCAACCCUGUGUUUAUGGCCAGUGGAGCCAAGCUGAUGCUAGUGUCCAAAGGUACCAGAAGAACUGUUCGAAUGGACCACACCUUCUUCCCUGGCUACAGAAAGACCCUGUUGAGUCCAGAGGAGAUACUGUUUUCCAUUGAGAUCCCCUACAGCAGGGAGGGUGAGUUCUUCUCAGCAUUCAAGCAGGCCUCCCGGAGAGAAGAUGACAUUGCCAAAGUGACCUGUGGCAUGAGAGUGCUGUUCAAGCCAGGGACCACAGAGGUAAUGGAGAUGUCCCUUUGCUAUGGAGGAAUGGCGAACAGGACCAUCUCAGCUCUCAUGACCACUCAGAAGCAGCUGUCCAAGUCCUGGAAUGAGGAGCUCCUGCAGAAUGUGUGCAAAGAGCUGGCAGAGGAGCUGCACCUGGAGCACAAUGCCCCGGGAGGCAUGGUGGACUUCCGGCGGACCCUCACACUCAGCUUCUUCUUCAAGUUCUACCUGACCGUGCUGCAGAAGCUGGGCAAAGGCAACCCUGAAGAUAAGUGUGGCACACUGGACCCCACCUUUGCCAGUGCCACUCUGCUCUUUCACAAAGACCCUCCAGCCAAUGUCCAGCUCUUCCAGGAGGUGCCUCCCGGUCAGUCUGAGGAGGACAUGGUAGGCCGGCCCCUGACCCACCUGGCUGCGAACAUGCAGGCUUCCGGAGAGGCUGUGUACUGUGACGACAUCCCUCGCUACGAGAACGAGCUGUCUCUGCGGCUGGUCACCAGCACCCGGGCCCAUGCCAAGAUCUUGUCCAUAGACACGUCAGAAGCUCAGAAGGUGCCGGGGUUUGUGUGCUUCCUCUCAGCUGAUGAUAUUCCCGGAAGUAACAUAACUGGACUUUUUAAUGAUGAAACAGUCUUUGCAAAGGAUAAGGUUACUUGUAUUGGGCACAUCAUUGGUGCUGUGGUCACUGACACCAGAGAACAUGCACAGAGAGCUGCUCAAGGGGUGAAAAUCACUUAUGAGGACCUUCCAGCUAUUAUCACAAUCGAGGAUGCUAUAAAGAACAACUCCUUUUAUGGAUCUGAGAAGAAGAUCGAGAAAGGAGACCUCAAGAAGGGGUUUGCUGAAGCAGAUAAUGUUGUUUCAGGAGAGUUCUACAUUGGAGGCCAGGACCACUUCUACCUGGAGACUCACUGCACCAUUGCUGUGCCCAAAGGCGAGUCAGGGGAGAUGGAGCUCUUCGUGUCUACCCAGAACACCAUGAAGACCCAGAGCUUUGUUGCAAAAAUGUUGGGGGUUCCAGCAAACCGGAUUGUAGUUCGAGUGAAGAGGAUGGGAGGAGGCUUUGGAGGGAAGGAGACCCGGAGCACUGUGUUGUCCACGGCAGUGGCCUUGGCUGCAUACAAAACCGGCCACCCUGUGCGCUGUAUGCUGGACCGUGAUGAGGACAUGCUGAUCAGCGGUGGCAGACACCCCUUCCUGGCCAGAUACAAGGUUGGCUUCAUGAAGAAUGGGAAGAUUGUGGCUCUGGAAGUGGAUCACUUCAGCAAUUCUGGGAACACGCUGGAUCUCUCUGAGAGUAUAAUGGACCGAGCCCUCUUCCACAUGGACAACACCUACUUAAUCCCUAACAUCCGGGGCACUGGGCGGCUGUGCAAGACCAACCUGCCCUCUAAUACAGCCUUCAGGGGCUUUGGGGGACCCCAAGGGAUGCUCACUGCGGAAUAUUGGAUGACUGAAAUCUCAGUGACCUGUGGGCUGCCUCCAGAGGAAGUGCGGAGGAAAAACAUGUACCAAGAAGGGGACCUGACCCACUUCAAUCAGCAGCUUGAGGCAUUCACCUUGCCCAGGUGUUGGGAUGAAUGCAUAGCAAGUGCUCAGUAUCAUGCUCGGAGGGCUGAGGUUGACAAGUUCAACAAGGAGAAUUGUUGGAAAAAGAGAGGGCUGUGCAUAAUCCCGACCAAGUUUGGCAUAAGCUUUUCUGUUCCUUUUCUAAAUCAGGCAGGAGCCCUCAUUCACGUGUACACAGAUGGUUCUGUGCUGCUGACCCAUGGGGGCACUGAGAUGGGCCAAGGCCUGCACACCAAGAUGGUCCAGGUGGCCAGCAGAGCUCUGAAAAUUCCCAUCUCCAAGAUUUACAUCAGUGAGACAAGCACUAACACUGUGCCCAACACCUCUCCCACAGCUGCUUCUGUCAGCGCUGACAUCAAUGGCCAGGCCAUUUAUGAAGCUUGUCAGACCCUCUUGAAGAGGCUGGAACCCUUCAAGAAAAAGAAUCCCAAUGGCUCCUGGGAAGACUGGGUCUCGGCUGCCUACUUAGAUGCAGUGAGCUUGUCUGCUACUGGAUUUUAUAAGACACCCAACCUUGGUUAUGACUUUAAGACCAACUCUGGGAAUCCCUUCCACUAUUUCAGCUAUGGGGUGGCUUGCUCUGAGGUAGAGAUUGACUGCUUAACAGGGGAUCAUAAGAAUCUCCGCACAGACAUCGUCAUGGAUGUUGGCUCCAGUUUGAACCCUGCCAUCGAUAUUGGACAAGUGGAGGGGGCAUUCAUCCAGGGUCUUGGCCUCUUCACCCUGGAGGAGCUGCACUAUUCCCCUGAGGGGAGCCUGCACACCCGUGGGCCCAGCACCUACAAGAUCCCUGCAUUUGGCAGCAUUCCCACCGAGUUCAGGGUGUCCCUGCUCCGAGACUGCCCCAACAAGAGGGCCAUCUAUGCAUCCAAGGCUGUAGGGGAGCCGCCCCUCUUCCUGGCUGCCUCCAUCUUCUUUGCCAUCAAGGACGCCAUCAGUGCCGCUCGAGCCCAGCGCUCAGAUUAUAACAGCAAGCAGCUUUUCCGGCUAGACAGCCCUGCCACCCCGGAGAAGAUCCGCAAUGCCUGUGGGGACCAGUUCACCACCCUGUGUGUCACUGGUACACCUGAAAACUGUCAACCCUGGUCUCUGAGGGUCUGAAGAGAAAGUGCCCAGCAGAAUGUUCUUGUGCAUGUUCUGAAGAACCUAGAUCUAUACAAGCUGGACGGCAAAGCUGUGAUUCAUCAGAAUGGCAUUUGGCAAAAAAGGAAUGCAUUGGAAGAUUUUGAUCAAUAAUGAUUUGCAAACAUAAUGAUGAGCAAAUUUGGAACUUUUUUUUUUUUGGUACCGGGGAUCGAACACGGAACCUUGCGCUUUCGAGAUAGGUGGUGGAACCACUGAGCUAAAUCCCCAGCCCCAAAUUUGGAACUAUUAAGCCUAAGUGACCACUAUGCAUUUCAUAUGUAGCUAUUUCAAGUCUGCUUUAAUCAAGUAUUUGUGAUAGGUUAAAGGAAUGUUUGUGCUAUGUUCUCAUGCAGUGGACAGUGUGCACAGCCCCAAGUGCUGGCGGUGUCUGUCUGUCCUCCAAAGAGGAUCCUUGCAAACCUCCAAAAGCUUAAACCAAAGUUACUCUAAAUCUGUGUGCCUUCAUCACCAAUGAAUGUUGCGUUAUAACCUCAGAGCUAUAUAACAAUUUGCAAUGAGGCAUCGGGGUAAGAUUAAAACUAACCACCUUUGGGUCAUUGGAGAGAAUAAAGAGUGAAACAAAUUGAA
Molecule: messenger RNA, 4985 nt
Organism: Heterocephalus glaber (naked mole-rat)
Lineage: Eukaryota; Metazoa; Chordata; Mammalia; Rodentia; Bathyergidae
Gene: Xdh
Product: xanthine dehydrogenase
Molecular function (GO): molybdenum ion binding; 2 iron, 2 sulfur cluster binding; FAD binding
Source: RefSeq, a predicted model, not a curated record